AUGUUCGCCAAAGUGAAAUUUCUGCAAGAUGGCAAAGUAUCAAUCGUCCAGACAGCUCUUGUGAAGAACUUUCAUCCAGCCAACGUGGCUGACUUUGAAAGGAGGACGACUUACAAAGUAUUUUGGGAUGGGGACGAAAACACUCGAGGUGGAUACUACGAUGCAGAGAUCAUCAAGCUGGCGGAUACCAAGGAGAAGCUGUCGGAGCCAUCAGCCAGGCGGGAACGGGCAUCAGAACCAGCAGCCAAGCGGUCCUCCAGCUUAGAAAAGUCAGGAACCCUGACGAAAAAAAAAAAAAAAAAUCUGAGGUGCGGUGUAAAAAGCCAAGUUGAAAAGGAGCUGGUGGAGUAUCUGGGUGACUCGGAGGAGGAAAAGGAGGAGGAGAACCCAGAGGUGCUGAGGUUGAGGGCCAAGCUCGACAAGCGGGCAGCAAAGAUUCGCCGCCUGAAGGCCGAGAACGAGGGCCUGCUUAAACUAAACCACGAGCUGCAGCUUGCUCUUUGCGCAAAAGUGCUUGGAAAAGCCCUUCCUGAACAAGUGCCAGGGGUCGCUGUAACAGCGGCUGUUCAAGCGGGGAUCUCCGUGCCCAUUGGAGCCUCACCUAGGCGAGUCCCAGCUCCACCUAGGCCAGUCCCAGUGGCAGACGCGGCCAAAGAUGGUAAGAAACAUUUAGUAGCGCUUAUCACCAGCAUUGUGCUGUGA
Ixodes scapularis (black-legged tick) is the source of this 702-nucleotide messenger RNA. RefSeq lists its product as uncharacterized. The transcript has 5 exons. Bases 1 to 702 code for a protein of 233 amino acids. NCBI's taxonomy places the organism in Eukaryota, Metazoa, Arthropoda, Arachnida, Ixodida, Ixodidae. The record is from RefSeq and is a predicted model, not a curated record.